CUAUGAAAGUGAGUCAUGAAAGUGAGUCAUAAAACUAGCCCCCCACAUUUUGUUUUUGGUGAUGAUCACUCAGUCUAGCGUUAGAAUUUAUUAGAUUUAACAAUGUUUAUUAAAUUUAACAAUGUUUAUUAGAGUUAACAAUGCUUGGGUUUCGCCAUCGGAGGGCGCUCAGUACCACACGUAACAGCGGGUGACGCUCUGGCAGGCUGUAGGAGUACGCCAUUGCCGAGAGGACAGCUUGUUGCAGCAGAUGUCGGGAGCGCUACUGUAACCGCUGUAUUUUCUGUUUGCAGUUUUAAACUGAAUAAAUAUGCUGCACGAGGAGUGACUCGGCCCAUCAUUUCCUACGGUGUAACAUAUUUUGGCGAGCCUAGCCAGGAGGUGGCGCUAGUGAGUCAACACCAUCACCAACCACCUUCCUUCCCAAGAGACGAACCAGAGAAAAAAAAUGGAGGCAGCACAGCUUCUGCGCGAUCGAGUGAGUGCAGCCUUGUGGCAGUUGGAAAGAGAGCAUCUCGUGGAGGUCUGCAGGCGACUGAAGUGUUCCGGCCUGGACAGCGGAGAGCCUCAAGGUAAAACUAAAAGGACACUCAUCAGAUUGGCAGAAGACAUGUUUGAUGAGAUAGAGAAAAAUGAAGAAGAUGAUCAAGUGGAACAGUUUUAUAAAGAAACAGCCACCUAUAUCCAGAGACUGAAUAAAGUAAUGUGUCAGUCAGAAGAGGAAUCCUCAUUUAAAAAGUCUGUGCCACAGAUAGACCUUGAGGACACUAUUCCAUGCACCACUUCAGUCCAGGCAACAGAUUAUCCAUUCAAAACCCGACCAGAGCCAAAACAAACUCUGCAGGAGGUAACAUUGAGGAGGGAGUUUAAAAUCUCUGGGCAGAUUGGAGAGAGUGGGCAGAAGGAUAAGCUGUCCUACCUCAGUUUAGUACGCCAGAUCGAAAAUGGGAUUGAAAAAGGACACUCAGAGGUUGAAAUAGUUGAAGCAGUAAUUAGGGCCAUCAGUCCAGGAACGCCCCUAAGAGACAUGUUGGAGAUAAAACGUGGGUUGACCCUUAGCAAACUGCUCACCAUACUAAAGGGACACUACAGGGUCGAUAGCCCCACUGAACUUUACCAUCAGCUCAUCAAUAUCUCCCAAGAACCCAAAGAAACUGCCCUAAAUUUUGUAUUUCGUGCUAUCGAGCUCAAAGAAAAACUUCUAUGGAAAGCAGCAAAUGAGGAGACAGAUGAACUGUACAGCAGGACCACAAUUCAGCGUAAGUUUCUCCGCUCCAUUGAAACUGGGCUACUCAGUGACUCCAUUAAGUAUCAGUUGCUGCCUCUUCUGAGUAAUAUGAGCACAACAGAUGAAGAACUGAUUGAGAAAGUUAACGAAGCUUCAAAGCUGGAAAAUGAAAGAUUGGAGAAACGAAGAAGGUCCACUGCAGUCAAGAUUCCCAAGGUACAAGAGCUCCAGACAGCGUGCCAGACAGCCAUGACACCUGUUCAAAGCCACCCGAAACCCAAGGAAUCCCCCAUUACAGUGGCGGUGAAAACAGUUAAAAAUAAAGAGACUAAAACAGACCCACAGCAGAUCAUAGAAGAACUUCGCAAAGAAAUGAAAGAGAUGUUGGUGGCCGUUAUGGAAACCAGUCCCCACACCGUGGCACCAAAACAAAGACAAAAAGGCUGCAAGAAGUGCAGAGAAGAGGGAAAAGGAGACAACUGUAUGCACUGUUUCAAAUGUGGGCGGGAGGGCCACUACUCUCGUGGAUGCCGAGCACCGAGACCGUUGUUGGGAAACGAGGAAGGGCUACUGAGGUGGGACCAGCAGUAGUCCAGGAUCCACGGUCCCAUAAUGAGCAGCCAAGCCCACCACCAUCCUCCAAUGAAAUGCCAGUUGCUGCCUUAUCAGCUGUAACGGAAGUUCGUUAUCUAACCCCCCAACACAAGUCAAGGUUAGUAAGCCUGGUGGGAAACCGCUGUACUGUUAACUGUUUUAUGGACAACCAUCCAGUCAAAGUAUUGUGGGAUUCAGGGGCACAGUCCAGCAUUGUAAAUGAAAACUGGCGGCAGAACCACCUCCCCCACACAGUUGUCAGACCGGUGUCAGAACUGUUAGAUAAUGAGACACUCACAGUGUUUGCUGCAAAUGACACAACCAUCCCCUACACUGGCUGGAUAGAAGUCAGCUUCAGACUAGACAGUGAUUGUUUCCCAACCAGUGAGUUGCAAGUGCCAAUAUUGGUAGCCAGUGACCCAGCCGUGGCCAGUGAUCCCAUCAUCGGUUACAAUGUUAUUGAGGUGGUUGUCAACAGAAGAGAAGUAAAGACCAAAGGUGGGAGAAAACAACUUGCACACUAUGUAAGUAAAGCGUUUGAAAUAACUGUACAAACUGCACAUAAUGUUGUCAGACUAGUGCAGAACAGCAAAAAGGACUCAGAGGCAGGUGUGGUAAGGACUGGAGUAAAGAGAGUGCCUUUGAGAGCAAACCAAGUUACCACAGUCUAUGCACGGGCACAUGUUAGUCCACACGCUCUGGGUCAAGACAUGCUCUUUUUAGCUGACAUGGUUGACUCACCACCAGAGGGCGUCUUGUUCCAUGACAUACUGGUGCAAAUCCCAGACAGGAAAGUGCCAUAUGUGCCCAUCCCAGUGACUAACACCACAGACCACACCAUUUAUCUAACGAGCCGCAAAGUGAUCGGACGUCUUGAACCAAUAAAGACUGUAUAUGCAGCAGACAUCCAGACAAAAGUAAACGAGGGGACACAAGAGGAAAAAAAGAGUUCACAGUUAAAGUCACACAUCCCGAAUAACACACAGCCAGACAACAUUCAAC
Fundulus heteroclitus (mummichog) is the source of this 2824-nucleotide messenger RNA. RefSeq lists its product as uncharacterized. The transcript is spliced from 2 exons. The record is from RefSeq and is a predicted model, not a curated record. The coding region runs from base 449 to 1819 and encodes 456 amino acids. Gene Ontology annotation, molecular function: zinc ion binding; nucleic acid binding. NCBI's taxonomy places the organism in Eukaryota, Metazoa, Chordata, Actinopteri, Cyprinodontiformes, Fundulidae.